Molecule: messenger RNA, 1515 nt
Organism: Metopolophium dirhodum (rose-grain aphid)
Lineage: Eukaryota; Metazoa; Arthropoda; Insecta; Hemiptera; Aphididae
Product: myosin-G heavy chain-like
Exons: 11
Coding region: 1-1515 (504 amino acids)
Source: RefSeq, a predicted model, not a curated record
AUGUCACAAGUUGCUAAUAUGAUAUCGAAACAUACAGCCCCCAAUUCCAAAGAUGGUGCAAAUUAUAAAGUGAAAUCAGUUGCAGGACCGUUUGAAAAAGAAAGUCAAGCAAAAAAAUUAUCCAAAGCUUGGUCCGAACCAGAUACGUCAGAUGAUGGUAGUUAUAUAUCUCCAAUAAGAUCAUCUCCUAAAAAAAGGAAAAUAAUACCAAAAUGUAAUCGCCAACUUGAAAAGGAAUUUCUGGAACCACCUAAACCACCUACCACACCUAUAUCAACUAGAUCUAGUACACAUUUUGGUUCUGUUUUGUCAGAGACAAAUGAUGUACUACAAGGCAUGAACUCCAGCUCAAUCGAUGAAUAUAAAGAAAAUAAUAUGAAUAAUACUACAGUCAUUGGUACCUUAGUUCGAACAUUGGGUAGUUCAAAUAAUGCAACCAGUCCAAAAAACAUAGAAAAUGUGGAAAAUAAACAUUCAAGUAUAGAUGAUAUUAAUGUUAGUCCAUUAUUACAAGUAUCCAAUACAAUUACAAAUGAAUUUCAAAAUUUGAGCUCAAGCUUUAAGAGUACUCCUAAAGAAUAUAUUGAAUCCUUUACUACCAGAUUUACUAGUCCAGCCUGUUCUAGUUAUGAACAAAAUAAGUCAGAUUCAAAGAGUUAUUCUAAAGAAACUCAUUCUACAAGUGAACCAUAUGAUGAUAUUUUAUUGACGCCAGCUGAGUAUACAUCUUUAAAUAAUGUAUUCCAAGAAAAUUCUGUUAAUAAAGAAGGGGACAUUAAUGAAAUAGCUGAAUUUAUAUGCAACUCUGGUGAUGAAUGCAAUUUUAUGAUUGACAAUAAUGUAAUUAAAAAUGUUGAAAAUUCAACUAGUUGUAGUUUGACUGAAAGUGUAAACAUAAAUGAUAACUAUUGUUGCAAAAAUCUGUUAGCCAUUAAAUCAUUGAUAGAAAAAAAUGAAAAGACAACAAAAUCGAUGUUAAAACAGAUCUUGAUACAAUUACACAUGACAAAUACCUCAAACACUAAAAUAGUGAAUGCCAUAAAAAAUUUGGACCAAAAAGUACAAAUUAUUAUGAAAUCUGAUUCUAGAAUGAAAUCUUUAGCUCUACCUAUUCCCACAUUACCCGCUGCUUUCAUUAAUUUACUACCAGCAAAAUCCAUUGAAGAAGUAGAUUUACUAGAAUCUCUUUUAUCAGAUGAGACUGAUGGGUUAAAGAAUCAAGAAGAAUUAAAAACUUAUGUUUAUAUGAAAGUUGGAAGUAUUAAUUCCUUUAGUGCAGCAAUACGACAAGCAAUUGACACAUGCUUUAUUUAUAAAAUAUUAUCUGCCUUCAGUUAUAAAGGGAAAACAAAACGAGGUUUUGUUAAUUUAAAAUUAUUCUCCAUCAUUUAUGAAGCUUUGUCUGGUUUUCGAACUGAUCCACAGAAAGAAAUUACAUUCCACAAUGUUACAGACAAUUACAUUAGACAUUCUGGCUUUCUAGUCUCAAAAGAAAUAUCAUCUUCAGUGUUGUAA